GCAUCGACCGGGUUUAGUCGAUUUGUUCUCAGAACUGUAACAUCGUGAAAUGACAAAGACUAAAAAAAACAUGUAAAUUCUAACAGAAAAUCGGAAUAGAAUAUGUUAAGAUAAAGUGUCAAGAUUUUUUUAAACGUUUUUAAAAUACGUCCAUUCUAUUUUAAAUCGUGUCCGACCUCGAUCGUGUUUAUUUAUGUUUUGUGAGUGGGUAUCUUUGUGUGUUUGUUUUGCAAACAGAUAGUUUACCCUACAAUAAGAAAGUUUGUGCAUUAAAAUGAAUAAAAUGCAAUGAUAGUAAUAUGGUUACUGCUGUGAGGAUCGCUAGGGUAGCGACAUGAUGUGGAAGGUGGUUGUGUUCUGUGUGCUGGUGGGUGGAGGUGUGACUACGGGACAGUCAUGGCUUGAUAACAUAACCGACAAUCUUCUGGAAGGCACGUUGAGGGAGAUGCAGACAUCGGUCGUGAACUACUCGAAGCCGGUGAUCAAUGUAACGUACAUGGCUGAUUUCGAAUUCGACAUGCGAGCUAUGGGACACCUCUACAACUCCACUCAUAUGAUCAUAGACUUUAUUGCUAACAAACAGGCGUACCCUGAAGGGAUUGUGUCUGUAUCCGACGGGCACGUGGAGUUUGCAUCACCUCGGGAAGAAUGGCGCACCCUGCUCGCGCACUACGCAGGCCCGGUGGCGGUGGCGGUCGUUGUGUUGCUGCUGGUUGUGCUGCUACCGCUUACUGGGUUGUUCUGGUGCUGUUGCCAAUGGUGCAGAGUGGGGCGUCGUCGCAGACCUUUUGAUCGAAAAUAUGACGCUUGUCUUAAGGGUAUCCUGGCGAUCGUGUUCAUCGGUCUCCUUACAUUGUUCCUGUUCGGGGUGGUGUGCGCUUUCGCGACGGACUCUCAGAUAGAGAGCGGCUCAAGCGCCACACCAGAGGCUUUGCGUGGUGGUCUGCGUGACGCGCGGUCGUUUCUCGACGCGACGCAAGCGCACGCGCGCCACUUGCUCGUUGACAACUACCGCGAGUUGGAGGAACAGCUGGCGGCCACGCUGACGGGAAGCGGCCGCGCCGUGCUGCGCAAGCUGGACGACUUUACGAGUGCCACGUCCGUGCGUAAGCUGAGCCAUAUGGCGGCGCAGCUGGAGCGCGUGCCGUCCGAAUUGCGUUCAGUUCAGCGUGCCACAGCGGAUCUGCGUGCGAGUGCAGAGGAGCUCAAUGCUGGUCUGCGCCAAGUAAAGUCCUCGCUAUUACGCACGUUGGCGCGCUGUCAGGAGCGUCAGUGUGUGCAGCUGCAGGAGAAGUACAAAAUAGGACAGCUCGAUACAGACAUACAGUACAACAAGAUCCCGGACGUUUCGGAGCUGCUGCACAACGUGACGCAGCUGGUGGACGGCGACAUGCGCACCGAGAUCGCGGCCGGGCUGGAGGUGUUUACGGGCAUCAAGCGCACCGUGGACCAGCACAUCCCGCGCGUGCGCGACUCCAUCACCGCCACGGGGCAGCGCCUGGCGCGCGUAGCCGACGAGCUGACGUGGGCGGCCGGCAACGCCAGCGAGCAGCUGGGCCGCUCGGGCGCGCCCGAGGCGGUGCAGGACGUGCUGCGGCGCUACGGGCCAUACCGCAAGCACGUGACGCGCGCCGGCGCCGCCGCGCUGCUGGUGGUGGUGUGCAUCAUGUCGUGGGGGCUGGUGUGCGGCGUGUGCGGCAAGCGCCCCGACGCGUACGGCGCCAGUGACUGCUGCAACAAAGGCGCUGGCUCCUCCUGUCUACUCUGCGGCAUGUGCGUGACGUUCGGUAUCGGCGGCGGCAUCGCGCUCAUGCUGCUGGUCUACUUCGCGGCCGGACUCGCUGCCCAGCGACUCGUCUGCGAUCCUCUCACUGAGCCGCGAGACAACCGCGUGUUCGCGGACGUAGAACGCUUCGUGCAGCUCGAACGAGUGCUGUACGAGGAGCGCCUCGACCCGGACUUUAACCUGACGUCGGUGCUGCUGGACUGCCACCGCAACCGCACCAUCUACCGCACGCUGCAGCUGCACCGGCGCUACGACCUGCAGGCGGUGCGCGAGGAGACGGCGGCGCAGGUGGCGGCCAGCGUGGCGGCGCUGCGCACGGACUACCCGCCGCGCGGCCGCCCGCUGCGCAUCCUGUCGCCCGCCGCGCGCCGCAAGCUGGACCUGCUCGCCGACACCGGCCUCUCCGACUUCGACUUCGACCGCAUCCUCUACGCGUUGGAAACGAACAUGACAUCUCUCUCGCUGGACGGGCUCUCCGCGCAGCUGGAGAGUACGGCGCGAGCGCUGGCCCCGCGCGGGGGCUUCGCGGAGGUAGCGCGCGACCUGCGCAGCGCGGCAGAGCACCUCGCGAGACUGCACCGCGACGUCGUGCGGCCCAUGCUGCAGCGCACCGCGCAGCUCAACGCUACGGCGUCGGAGCUGCGUGACGUGUUGCGCUUCAACCAGUCGUCCCUGAAGGAGGCCAUUCACUACCGGAUUCGCGAUACGACCGAAGUCGAGCUUUUCCUGAAUACACAGGGACCCGAUCUCGUUCAGAACCUGACGCGCGACUUCGCGGAGACCAUGGGCGCGCGGCUGCAGGAGUACCUGUCGAUGGUGACGGACGCGGUGCAGUCGGACGUGGGGCGCUGCGGGCCGCUGUCGCACGCCUUCAACUCGACGCGCGACGCGGCGUGUCGCGCCGUGCUCAUGCCCGUGAACGGCUACUGGAUCUCGCUGGCUUGGUGCGUGGUGCUGUUCGCGCCUCUGCUGGUGGUGGCGCAGAAGCUGGCGCGUCUGUACCGCCAUCCGGACCCGUACCCCGGACCGCUCGUCGAGGCCGAGUAUUUGUAUGACGCGUACGCGGACCGCGAUAACGUACCCCUCGCCAACGCGUACGCCGCAGAGAAGCGAAGCGGGCGCACGCGCGCGCGCGAGAGCGAGACGGCCGGCGCGUCGCACGCCGCCCUGGCGCCGCCUCUCGACGCACACCACGCGCGCAGAUAUAAUGAUAUGGCGCCAAAGCACUGGGAAGAAGGCCCACCACGCUACCACGGACCCACUGAGUACGAGCGCCCUCCGCCAUACUACUAUCCCGGACCAAAUAAUAGACAGUAAACUCGCGCUCACUGACCUCGACGAUGACCUGCUGAAGUAUUAAACCGUGCGACGCGACCGACAGUCGCAUCGAUACACACCGACACUAUAUUUCUAUACAUCGAGGGCCGUUUCAAUGAAGAUAAUCAACAUCCACGAAAUUAAUGUAGAACGAAAAAAAAAAAUAUGAAAAGGAAAAAAAAAAGUUAUAUUUUUCUAGACUAAUUAAAGUUAAGUCUAAAAACGUAUGUAUCACUUGCAUUUCUAGGCCCUCGUGUUCUAUAAAGUAUAUUGUAACUUAUAAUGUAAUAUUGAUAAUUAUAUAGAUGUACGGUGUUGGAGUUCGGUUCUCGAUCACAGUAACUGCCAUAUUUGGACUGUUUCACGUUUUACUCCGUUAGCUGUUUUAUAUAAUUUUAUAUACAUGGUGUAUUCUAUCGAGCACGACUAUCAUGGCGAUUAUUAGUUUCAAUAAGAGAAAGUGUGGCUGUUGCAUUAUAAUCCGCAUUUUUUUAGGUAAAAAUUAUAAAGAUUUAUGUGUAUGAUAGUCGUUUAUUUUAUCUCGAUAGGAUACGCUUGUUUCUGGCUCAAUAAUAAUAAUUAUUAUAGUGUUUUUCGACCAGAAUAUCGUUGGCUUUAAAUGAUUUCUGAAUGCUUUAUGUUCGUCGUAAGUCGCGGAGUCUCCGCACAAACAUAUGUCUGAAUACGAGAGAUUACGUUAGCUUCGAUCACAUAUUUAUAUAAUUAAAUUCGUUUAGGGUUUAUACACAAGUGUGAUAUAGAGAUGAGAGGGCGCCUCCCUAGAGUGCGUGCUUAGUAAGUGGUGUGGUGGUGCACUGAGCGAGUACAUUGAGGGUGCAGAAUCGUUGUUAGUGAAAUGUUGAAGUGACUCUCCGUUUGGACUUUAUAAUAAAGACCGAUUUAAUUCAGGAGAGUGGGACAAGGGUUUACUCGCUCGUUGUUAAAGCGAGAUUUGAAUGCAUUUAUUGUGAAACUAGUAUUAUGAAAUUUACUCUUUACUAUGUAGUCGGUAGUUGUAAGUAAAUAUGUAAGUAAUUAUAGGUAAUAUAAAAAAAACGCCGCGCCAAAUGAAAUACUCCGACGUUUAAUACGAUAGCUAACAAUUAUAUAACAUCUUAUAGAUUAGUAAAUGUAUUUAGGAUAAUGGAAUGCGGCCGGUCGCAGCACGCCCCCCUCCCCCUACUAAAAGUCCGGCCGUAACGCGAUCGUCGCACGACCUUCGAUGCGUCAAGUUAGUGCUAGUCCCUGUGACACUAACGCCACGUUUUAGUUUAAUUGUGAUUAUUCAUCUAGUUGAUGUUAGGUUUUAAAUCGUUGACUGGCGACUUUGUUCAAGUUAUGUGUCAUAUCGUAUUAUUUAUAGCGGUUGUACGGUUCGUCUUCGUAAUGCCAAAUAACCGAUUUUAUCCGAUCGCCUGCGAGGUGAUCGAUCGACUAAUUAGUCAGCGACUAUGUAAUGAAAUGUCCGCUGAUAUAGCAAGGUGUGGUAAAUAACAAUGAAACAGAAAACCGUACGAAUUUAUUUUCCAAUAGAGACAACUUAAACUUGCCACCUUACUUGGUCUCAGUACAGGGAUGAUCUCAAAAUAGAAAUGACAUUUAGCGAUAAAACACAAAUAAUACAGUUUGAGAAAAAAAUAAAUAGGAUUCUUGGAUCAAAAAUUGGAUUUAUUAUAAAAAAAACUUAUGUAAUCUAGACCUUUAUUAUAUUUCUAGUAUAUAAAUCCUCUGUUCUGAGGAACCCUUAGCGAAUUCUGUCUUCCUUAUAUCUCACGUGAAACUUCGGCUCAUUUUUCGUAGAACACUCUAUCGUUGGCAAAUUUCGAAUUUAUCGACUCACAGUGCUCAAUAACUAUUCGUUCUGUUAAAUGAAACUUGGUGCUAGCGAGGCAUCCAAAUAGUUUUAUUAGUUGGAAUUAUUUAGGGGCCGUAUUUUAUUAUUAUUUUUCGUGUAUAGCGAAAUUGUGUAGCGUUAAUUGGCAAGUAUGACUUUUAUUAAUAGUUUUAAGUGCCGAGUUACGGGACGACAUUUAUUGUAUAGGAAUGUUUAUCGUACAAUGUAAUGUUUAUGAGGGUGAUCUUGUAAUGUGGCACACAUGAGCGAACGUAACAUUUUUCGAUAUUAAUACACGAAUUUAAUUCAUCACGAUAAUUAUUGCUCGAUGUGUGCGUACUAUAUAUACGUAAGUUUAUGUAAAUGUACGUUUAUGUAAUUCCAAGUUUGAAGCGAAUGAUUUGUAAUGAGGUGAAGUUUUGUACGGACGUAUCACGGUCACACGUGGCUGUGCAAUCCGCAGAUCUGGACUUUAUGGACUUAUGAAGGAUUAUAAAAUAAAUAUUUGAUUAUCUCCAA
Molecule: messenger RNA, 5456 nt
Organism: Nymphalis io (European peacock)
Lineage: Eukaryota; Metazoa; Arthropoda; Insecta; Lepidoptera; Nymphalidae
Product: prominin-like protein
Exons: 16
Coding region: 335-3103 (922 amino acids)
Cellular component (GO): membrane
Source: RefSeq, a predicted model, not a curated record